AUGUCAAAUUUAGUUAGAUCUUCGGAAAAGGCUCUCAUAGUGAUCCCUGAGGAAUUCAAAGAAGUUAUAACCGGAAUGUUAUUAGGAGAAGCAUAUCUCCACCUUCCCGCAGGUUGUACUGAUGCCCGAAUACAAAUCAGGCAAAAGGAUAAAGAGUUUGUGGACUUCCUUUAUGGUAAGUUUCAACCUCUUGGCAUUGUGGGUACUGACCCUAAGGAAUCAUCUUCUUUUAAUAAACGCACCGGCAAAAGUUACAUGGCUUUUUACUUUUUACUUUUACUCUGCCAUUCUUACGGAACUCCACAAAGAGUGGUAUCAAAAG
This is a messenger RNA of Entrophospora candida, 322 nucleotides long. NCBI's taxonomy places the organism in Eukaryota, Fungi, Glomeromycota, Glomeromycetes, Entrophosporales, Entrophosporaceae. The record is from the annotation of a GenBank genome assembly.